Messenger RNA from Eucalyptus grandis, 2714 nucleotides. Its product is annotated as agglutinin. The coding region runs from base 1238 to 2677 and encodes 479 amino acids. The record is from RefSeq and is a predicted model, not a curated record. NCBI's taxonomy places the organism in Eukaryota, Viridiplantae, Streptophyta, Magnoliopsida, Myrtales, Myrtaceae. The transcript is spliced from 5 exons. Gene Ontology annotation, molecular function: ADP binding; carbohydrate binding.
AGCAGAGCAAGUAGAAGCCCGCUCUGCCUUUCUUUCUCAGAUGGUCCGUAUGUGGUCGAGGAUGCUUUAUAUGAAUAUCGUGGGUGCUUUGUCUGCAUAUCCUUAUUUUAUGAUGCCUCUUGCUCGCUGUGGACAUAAGGAUCGACGUGUGCCGAGAUAGUGACAGUUAGCGUCUUGGUAUUGAAUCACUCUCCCUCUUCUCUCCUAGAGAUUGUCAAAUGCAGUUCACAUUUCAUUUGUUUCCCUCUCGACUUUGGAUCUUAGCACCCCAAAAGUCUGUCUGUACAAACGAUCUCUAGCAACCCCGUUCAGCAAAAACCAGCCUUGGGAAGAUUGAAAGUCCCCAAGGUUGGAGAGAGAUCGAGGAUUGUUUAGGAAGAAAAUUAUUUUACUUACUCUAGCCUUCUCCUCCACCUUCUCCUCGCCGUCCUCCUCAGUGGGAAUACGAUGUGUUCGUGAGUUUUCGAGGCAAGGAUCUGAGAAGAAACUUCACGUUGCACGUCUUCUCCGCUUUCAGGCAGGCCUCGAUCCAAUGCUUCAGAGACAACGCGAAUGAAGAAAUUGGCGAAGAAAUCAAAUCUAAGCUUUUCAAAGCGAUUUGGCAUGCGAGGAUUGCCCUCGUCGUGUUCCCCAGGAACUACGCCAACUUGAAGUGAUGCAUGGACGAACUGGUCGAAAUUCUCGAGUGCAGGAAAGAGGUUCGGAGACCACGGUCACCUAGUUAUUCCCAUCUUCCGUGAGGUAAAAGCCGGAGACAUUUCGAAGUUGACGAGCGGAAGCGAAUUCGCUCGAGGUUUUGGGAGAUUGUGUGGAAACUAGAGAGAUGACGGUCAUAUAGAGACGGAGAAAUGCCCGAAGAAAGAAUAAGCAUUUGUCAAGGUUCGACUUGAGGGACAAUGCCGGAGAGGAGGAAGCGAGACAAGUGGACAUAAUAAAGUACCCUGCCGUGAAAAUCAACAAUCCACGGCAACUCUGCUCUGAAAUUGGAGUGGAAUUGUUAGUAGGCGAGGUGAUUUCUUCAAUUAGAACGGGCCAAGAGGAGGAUGUGCGCGUCAUAUGUUUAUGUGGAGUAGAAGGAAUAGGUAAGACGGCGGCGGCCACAGUCAUCUUUGAGCGCAUUCGCCGCGAUUUCGAGUGCGUUGUCUUUCUAAAUGAAAUUGGAGAAGCAGAUCAAGUAAGUAUAUUAGGCCUCCAAAAGGAGCUGCUCAGUAAUCUCAUACAGGUAGAAGGAUGGGAGAUGAACGACGACAUUCAGACCGACAUCAACAAGAUAAACAGUAUAAACAGUAACGACGACAUUCAGACCAACAUCAACAAGAUAAACAGUAACAUGUGCCGUAAAAGGAUAUUUCUUGUUCUUGAUAAUGUUACCAGUAAAGAACAGAUUGACUACUUCGGGGCAGGAAAGCGAGAUCUGCUGUGUUGCGGGAGCAGAAUUUUGAUCACAACCAGAAGCCAAAACUUACCAAAAGAUCUUGAUGUUGAUGACAAGUAUAUCGUCAAAGGAUUGGACCAGAAUGAAGCGCUCCAGCUCUUUUGUCGCCAUGCCUUGAAGAGAGAAGAACCUCAAGUAGGCUAUGAGGAGUUAUCUCGAAGUCUAGCUCAUUAUGCAGGAGGUAAUCCAUCGUCUCUUAAAAGGUUGGGCUCAUACCUACACGGCAAGUCGGAACAUCAAUGGCAUCAGACAUUAGAGAAGUUGGUCAAAUGCCCUUAUCUCGAUUCGCUCUUUCGUUCCUUCUGGUCGGUAGGGCCAUAUGGAGGUCAAGGCGAUGAUGCAUUUGAUGAUGGGGCACACACUGGUGUGAGGCAAAUUAGGCUCUAUGGACAGUCAAUUAUUGAGUCCAUGACCAUCGAUUAUGACCAGAACGGGUCUUUGGUGAGAUCACAUCAGCACGGUAGACAUGUCCAUGGCAUUGAAAGGCUGGUGAGAUUGGGUCAUCCAAUCGAAUACCUAAUAUCUAUAUCAGGUCAUAUUGAUGAUUUUGAAGGUCGUGAGGUUGUUCGGUCUCUCAAGAUCCACAGCAACAAGAAGACGUACGGACCAUAUGGUUCUGAAAGAGGACGGCCUUUUGAUAUCUCAAGUAUUGGUGGACGGAUUAUCGGGUUUCAUGGGACAUGUAGCAGCCAUCUCAACUCAAUUGGAGCCCAUUUCGGGCCAAUUUCUCACGAGUACCCAUUUGAUGUCGUAGGACCAUUUGGUGGUGAUAGUGGUAUGAACAUUUGGGAUGACGGAAAACACACGGAUGUGAGGGAAAUCACUAUAGGCUUUGAUUCGGUAGUUAAGUCCAUCUCCAUCUUAUAUGAUGAACACGGACAUCCAGUUGGUCCGUUUACACAUGGCACAAGUGGAGGAGGCAAAAAAUAUAGGAUUAAGCUCGAUCCAAGUGAGUACUUGAAAUCCAUCUCGGGCUACACCAACAAAGAUUUUGGACGCACCAUUCUUCAAUCAUUAACAAUCCAUACUAGUAGAAGGGAUCAUGGACCGAUCGGAAUAGAUAAUAAUGGGAGGCAUUUUUCAUUUCCAUACACCGGCGGCAAAAUUGUCGGGUUUCAUGGGAGUUGCAAUGGCCCUCAUCUGGAGUCUAUUGGAGCUUUUAUGAGCCGAUUGCUCAUACAUAUCCUGUUAAGGUUUACGGGCCUUUUGAGGCGAAGGCGAAAAAUCCCGGGAUUUUGUUGAUUUAAAGGGGAUUAAUGUUCACUACGCAGACUUCAUC